Molecule: messenger RNA, 8179 nt
Organism: Dermacentor andersoni
Lineage: Eukaryota; Metazoa; Arthropoda; Arachnida; Ixodida; Ixodidae
Gene: Hira
Product: histone cell cycle regulator-like protein
Biological process (GO): regulation of DNA-templated transcription; DNA-templated transcription; chromatin remodeling
Cellular component (GO): HIR complex; chromatin; nucleus
Molecular function (GO): nucleosome binding; protein binding
Source: RefSeq, a predicted model, not a curated record
CAUGGAAGCGAGCGGAGACGCCGAAGGAGGACGACUCGGCAUGUGACAAAUGUUGCUACGGCGAGUGACUUCAGCCUCGCCCGGUCCUCAGAUUUCAGCCUGGUGAAGCAGGAGCAACCGCGAUGAAGUUGCUAAAGCCAAGCUGGGUGACCCAUGACGGUCACCCAAUAUUUUCUGUGGACAUCCAUCCUGAUGGGUCCAGAUUCGCUACCGGAGGUCAAGGCUCGGACUGCGGCCAGAUCUGCGUGUGGAACAUGGCUCCUGUGGCACGGGAGGAAGAGGAGCUCAGCGAUUCGGUGCCGAAGUUGCUGUGUCAGAUGGACAACCAUUUGGCAUGUGUCAACUGCGUCCGGUGGUCCUCGGAUGGUCGUCACCUUGCCUCUGGUGGUGACGACAAGGUCAUCAUGAUAUGGAUGAUAGGACGGUACGGCAUGAGCUCCUCGGGUAUGUUCGGUGGGGGAGGCAAGACCAAUGUGGAGCACUGGAAGUGUGUCAGCACUCUAAGGGGCCAUUCUGGAGAUGUCCUGGAUCUGGCCUGGUCUCCAUUCGACUCUUGGCUUGCAUCGUGCAGUGUCGACAACACUGUGGUAAUCUGGAAUGCCAAGAGGUGGCAAGAAAUCCUGGCUGUCUUAAAAGGGCACACUGGACUCGUGAAAGGUGUCUCAUGGGAUCCAAUUGGAAAGUACAUUGCGUCUCAGUCUGACGACAAGAGCCUACGGGUAUGGCGCACUCAUGACUGGCAGCAGGAGUGCGUCAUCACGGAACCAUUCUUAGAGUGCGGAGGCACCACCCACAUCUUGCGCCUAAACUGGUCUCCCGACGGCCAGUACCUCGUCUCUGCACAUGCCAUGAACAACGCUGGCCCCACAGCCCAAAUUGUUGAGCGAGACAACUGGCGUACCAACAAGGACUUUGUGGGUCACCGUAAAGCCGUCACAUGUGUGAGAUUCAACCCACACAUUCGAUCGAGGGUAAACAAGGACAACAACAAGACACAGACGUUUUGCUGCUGUGCCAUUGGAAGUCGGGACAGGUCUCUGUCUGUCUGGCUAACCUGCCUGAAGCGACCUCUUGUGGUGGUGCAUGACCUCUUCUCAAACUCUGUGUUGGACAUAUCCUGGAGCCAAGAAGGCAACCAGUUACUUGUGUGCUCGUGGGAUGGCACCGUGGCUUAUAUCGACUUCACUGGGGAGGAGAUUGGGAUGCCAAUUAGUCAAGAUGAACGAAACUUGUGGCACCAGAAAUUGUACGGCAAAAGCUUGUCGGGUCCGGGAAGCCAGCAGCGGCAGUCAGGUGCCACCUUAGUGGAAGACCCCGAGGUGCUGAAGGCCCAGGAGCAGUACUCGAAAGCACAGCAGCAGCAGAGGACGGCCUUGACUCUGUCCAAGGAAGUCAAUGGGGUCGCACCUUCUGCGAGCCCAGCUACGAGCAAUGUGCCUACGAGUUCAGCCAACUCGGUGGUGCGCCCUAUCAACACCAACAGCAACAGCAGCCGUCCCCUGCCACAUAUUAAGGGCCCUACAGACAAACAAAUUGAAACAAGAAUGCCUGAUGGCCGUCGCCGGAUUACACCACUCUUCAUUCCUCCUGAUCCUGAAGUCGGAGAUGUUCCUGUGCCAUUCAACAGCCAAGCACUGCCUAACUUCAGCUCUUCCACCGAAAGCAAAAGCAGGAUCGUCAUUGAAAAGCGGGACGAGUCCUCCAGCGUCCCUGCGACCGAUCUCUGUGACAAGUCCUCGGACAAGACUCCCAGUGUAAAGGAUGAACAGGUGGCAACACCAGCAACGCAAGGUCAAGGUUUGGAGAAGGACACACCUGCCUCCACAGUGGUAAACACCCUGCCAAGUUCUGCUCCACCAGCUGUGUCAACAGCAGCUUCUGAACUGUCUGAUAAGCCAGCAGCCAAGUCUGCUAGUGAAUCACCGAUGCCAACAAGCAAGCGGAAAGCCACAGAGACAACACCAGCCGUGGCAAGGCCGCCGGAGAAAAAGCGAGGUCGACCUCCACUAGAUCGCACACUACAGCUUCAGCAGCAGCAGCAACAACAACAGCAGCAGCAGCAGGCACAGAAAGAAAGUUCAGGGCAGUCAGCCGCCAACGCCCAUCAGUCUGUGCCAGGCGGCGUUCCUCAACGGCAUCAGGCUAUGUUUCCAGCAUUGAAGCAAAGCAUGCCAGCCACGGUUAAGGUGGCACAACUCAAGAACUCGGAGGUGCAGAGGAGCAUUCAGCUGCAGACAGACAUUCCAGUGCCUGGAUCGCGGACAGUCAGCAAGGUGCGAUGCAGCGAAGAGGAGGUGGUGUUCUGGGAACACCUGGUCUCGGGACGAGGAGUAGCCCUUGCUGCUAGCAGUCAUGUGGUGUGUGUGGUGUGUGAAGACCGGACUUUGACGGCCCUGUCGUGCUUAACGGGUGCCAAGCUCAUGCCACCACUGCUGCUGUCAUGGCCCGUGGCCCACAUGUUGUGUAAGGGAAGUUGCCUACUUGUUCUGACGACCCACGGCUCGCUGCAUGUCUGGGACCUGGGUAAGCGCAUCUGCACGGUGCGUGAUGAGUCGGUGGCCCUCCUGUUCCGCGACACGGCGGGAGCCACGCUCAGGGCUUCCAGCAUCACGGACGAGGGUCUGCCGCUGUUGACGCUCACGACGGGCAAGUCGUACCUGUUUAGCAAGGACCUAGGCUCGUGGCUACUGCUUACGGGAAGCGAAGAUGCUGUGGCGCAAUGUUCGGACCACCAUGCAUCCAUGCCAGCCAUGGCAGAUGGAGUCAAGAGCUCAACGCUGCCCUUGGGAUCGCUACAGCACAACAUGUUCAGGGUACCCCAGAGGGCCAAGUCGGUGUUCCAUGCUGGCCCUUCCCUGCAGCAGGCUGGCACACUGAGUUUCCUGGACGGCCAGAUUGCCGCAUCUUUGGCUCUGCGAUCGUCUACCGAGUACCGAUUCUGGACACUCACAUUGGCACGGUACCUUGUCACCGAGGGUUUGGAAGGGAGGCUGAAAGAUCUCUGCACCCAAUUUCUUGGCCCUAUUGGUGGCAACUCACAGUCAUGGGAGCCCUCUGUACUGGGCUUGGACAAGCGUGGCCUUCUCCAAGAAGUGUUGCCCUUCCUGGCUUCAAACUUGCGGCUUCAGCGACUCUUCACAGAGUUCAAAGAACAGUUAGACAUGGCUGCCAAUGAGAGCCUGCUGCCAAAUGGUUGAUCUACAACCUGCAAAGCUAGACAUUAUUCACUCUCACUUGUCAGGCCUGUAGCACAAACUGAAAAAACUCUAGCACGAAUGGGGAAAGCUCUCAUGGUGGAGCUGUGACGUCAACCCCCACAGCCUUUCCUUUAGCAGUGCGUGUACCAGAAUCAUGAACCUUUCGGUGCAGCUGUCUCGUCAUUGCCUGUUUACUAUGGCUGCUGUGAAGAGAAGAGGAAAUGGUGGUUUUGAGAUUUCUGAAAUGCAUGGGAGAAGUACUGUCUGAGAAGCCUAUUUUAAAUGUGGUGCACCGGUGACUGCUGUUGAGGUGUUUCUUAGCAAACCGUGCCAGGAUUUCAGUGCAGUGAUGACAUCGCCUUGCCAUCGCUGGUGGGCCAAGACCAGUGUGGAAGAACAAGAAGGACAUUGCUCAUGUGAUUUCCAAAGUUUGCAUGGGAAGUUGUUGUGGUCUUAAUUUUUUACCAGCGGCGUCGUAUCGAUCUGUCACUCUCGGAUAUUCGCAGCGUACAAACAAUUUAUUUCUCUGUAUAGUCUCAUUGUUAAGCCGCAUUAUGUUUCGCGAUAAGCGCUUUCGGGAUGCAGGCGUGUUGGAACUCAGCUGUAACAACAGGAUCGGUGUGCUUGCCAUGCAGUGUCACUGACAUGCAUAGAAGGGUUGUAUCAAGCUUUGCGAAACAGAUGUGUAGUGUUGAAUACUGUGCACACUAAAAUUGGAGCCUGGUACUGUGACCGAAUCCAAAUUGAGAUGCUCAUUAUUCCUGGCAUGAGCAUGCCGUUGCUGUGGUUAUUUAUGCACAAGUACAUCAUGGAUUCAGUUCCUGCUAGGUUGCAUUACUGCGUUACUUGCAGUUCGUCAAGUGGAGGGCAACACCACAGCUUAACUGAAAUGUUCACUGUGUUUCAACAGCACUAGUCAGCAAUUCCUGCACUAUUGUUUUGUAAACAGGCACUGGCAGCAGAGGAGCGUUUUUCAGCUGACUCUUUACCCUAAAUUAAUCAAAAUUAGUACUCGGUUGAUUACAUCAAGCAACUCCUCACUAUAGUGGUUACUGUGGAGCAUUGCCGAAGAGAUAUGACUAUCUCAAGCAGCUCCUUAUCUCACGCGGUCAACGAUUACUGAAGCAGAGUGACUAUCUCAAGCAAAUCCUCUUUGAAGGACUUUUAGGAGCACCGCUGAAACUAGUUGCUCAGGAGCAUUACUUAAGUGAUGCAACUAUCUCAAGCAACUGCUCAACUCAAGAGCUGCCAACAAGCACUACUGAAGCAGAGUGACUAUCUCAAGCAGCUCCUCUUUGAAAGAGCCUGGGGAGCCUUGCUGACGCAAGUUGCUGAGUAUCAUUGCUGAAGUGAUGUGACUAUCUCAAACAACUUUUUGUCACAGGAAUUGCUGGGAAGCAUUGCUGAAGCAGAGUGAUUACUUUAGUUUAGGAAUGGCACAGCCUUUUAUGCCUAAGGGGAGGGGUUGAGUUCAGGCGUGUGCGUGGAUGUGAGAGUUCGAUUGCAGCACUGUGUUCCAUCCACUUUUGGUGUCCACGGUACAGUUGCAUCACCUCAAAACAUGUGAGUGCAGGCACUUCUUUUAAUUUUGUUUUUGUAUGUUACGUCUUAGUGAAUUACUGAACCAGUGUGUUUUAUUGUGUCCCUUCGAAUCUGAAGCAGAGGUCCUGUACUAUUCUACAUACCAUGAGAACAGUUGCCGCACAGGCCAUUUCACAGCGCAGACGUUCAGUUCUUCCCGCUCACCUACUUUCCUCAGUGCUAACCACAACAUUGUUUAUGCCUCCUUGCCGGGUUCACUCCACCAGCUACGGAAGCAAUACAUAGCUACUGCAAUUCCUGCCAAGUCAUUGCUGUGCUGAUCCUGUUGAUGUUGACACUUUGUCCUCGGAAGCCUAUCUUUACCAUUGAGUUCGAGAUGCUGAUGCUAUUUUUAUUUCGAUUCCUGCGGCUUAUUGCUGAUCUUGCCGUUUCUUGGCACUACGGGCAACUAAGAGUUUGCGUUGAAAAGAGUAAGGAUGGAUGCUUUCUUUAAUAUAAAUAUUUUAUUUACAGGAAAUCAUGUAGGUGCACUGUAUAAACUUGGAAUUCUUUGGCAGAUGUUAAACCACAGAAUCGAAGGUACAUGUGAUGAAAUAGAUGUUGAGGAAGUGGGUUAGAAGUAAUGAGCAAAGUUAUUGAAAACGUCUCCCUUUUCUUUUUUCCUUGUUUUGGUUUUCAUAAGUUUAUGUUGCUGUUGAAAUGCUUCAUUUUGGUGGCAUUCUGCAAAAGAAAGCUUUGCGACACAACGCACAUGCACGUACGUUCAGGCAGCAAGGAGCAAUUGUGUUCACCUAGGUGCUUUGCAUCAGUUAGAAAAUUGGUCUAUGAAUAAAUUAGCAUGAACACUGUAGUGUAAAACGUAGAGGUUUAUAGUAGCUAAUGCAUUGAUCAGAUAGGUUUAUCCAUUAAUUAGUUCUACUAGAGUUAAUGCUUUUGCAUAAUAGUGUGGCAGAAACGGAAAUAGCUUCAACAUUGGUACCAGUCGGUGACACCUUAUUUAGACGAGAACAAGCUGGAACAUUUUUUUGCGCAACAUUUCCUGGUGGGGAAAAGUGUUUAAUAUUAUGAACUACGCAUUAUUGCAAGCUGACUGUGCCAGCAAGUAAGGAUAGACAGCCACAGAAUGUCAUACAGUCAAAGCACACUGUAAUUGAAGUCACAGCUGACAUUGAAAUGCCUUUGUGAUAGCAUAUUCAGUGCCUGCUAAUACUGAUGACAAAAUUUGUGUAUUUACUUUCUUAUAUACAAUAAUUUGUUACAUCCAACGAAUUGUUAUAUCCGUGUUCAUUAUGUCGAGACUGGAAGGUCCAUGCAGCUUGGUUGAGCACAGUGUGAUGAGGUGUUGCCACCAGCGCUGCCGGUCAUGGCUUUGCCCUGGUAUUACAGUAAAAGGGCAAUGCUGAAAUGUAUGUGGGGUGGCUAAAACCCUCUGUGCAUGGUACAGGCGUAGCUUGAACAUUUAUGUGAAGCUACCACAUGACAUCCCGCAAUGUCAGGCUGGACCAAUGCCAACAGGAAAUCUUUCUCGCUGAAUCAAUUGAAUCUGUUCACAAUUUAUUAACAAAUUUUAUAAACACAGAACAACUGGUUUUUUAAUGACUUCUCUGGUCUGUACAACAUUUUAGAUGGCGGCACGUCCAUAAACAAAGCGGUGUCUGGCAACCUGUCACCUCAGCUCAGUUUUCUGUAUUUAUACUAUGUAUGUAUAAUACUGGCAGUUUGUGAGAGAACUAUGCACCGGCCGUAAUUUUUUCGUGGCAACAAUUUUAGAAAAAAAAGCAGAAGUUCAUAUAGACGGCAGCGUGUUUUAUUUCACUGGGAGUUCUGUCUAAAUUGUAUGUGCAGUGUACUGGCCUACGUUGUUCACUUUUUCUGCAACAAUGUUUUCAAAUUUGAGAGCACCGUCUUUUUUCUGAAAAGAAUGUUAUUGGAGCUGGGCCCAAAUAAUAAAUGCAAAAGACAUGAAACUAGUAUAAAUCUUCGUCUUCAUAGACACUCUAGCGAGCCAAAGGUUGUAAUGUUCAGCCAUAUUCACAUUCGUUUAAAAAAAUGAAGUGAAGGCUCAUUGACUGCGUAAGCAGUCAAUUGCGUUAGUGUCGUGAAAUGCCUGCUUACUGUAAGCUACACUCUGCCAAAAGGUAUUUUGCUAACGUUGGUGUAUGCAAGUAUAGCACGCAUGGUAGUAGAAUUGUUGAGACAUAGUAACUAGCUGCCUGGCAUUCAUGCGAAAUACAAGAGCUUAGAAGCAGGUAGCACGCAUCACAUCUUAUGUGCACGCAUGCUGGUACACAGUGUGGACACAGUUCAAAUUUAUGUAUCUCUUAAGUGUUCAUCAGUUAACAAUGCACAUCACACAGUUCAGUGUCGCAAAUUUAAGACAGUACGUGUAGGUGCAUACCUGAGUUAUGAGAGAAGUGUUGCUUUCCUCCCUGGAAUGUUUGCAGGAGUGGAUGCAUGAGUGCCGGGCUUAAUGUACAAAGCUUGACUAAUACUUCUGCCAUAUUGGCAGGCUACUUUAGAGGGUGGUUGAAGAUACUGGGCACUUCAGGACUGUACAUAAACUUGCUAGAAAGACUUUUUGCAAGAAAGUGUUUGAAUUGUACUUUAUUGUAUUUGGGCAUCGAGUAUGUAAUGAAAUCCACUGCACUUAAUGAAAUGGUCUAUCUCCGUCACAAGGGUAGCUAGUUUAUUACCUUUAUUACCUUGCUUCCACAUUGUACUGCUAGUAUGUCCACCGUGGUCCUGGUACCAGUGCCAGUAGUAGUAGGUUUUAGGUAUUUCUCAGCAAAAAAAGAAAAGAAAAAUAGUGUCACACAUAGCCUUCAAAUAUCAUAAUUUUAGUUCUGAACAGGUUAAAAUGAAUGAAAUGCUGAUAGUAUGAGUUCUGCAUAUUGAUUGACAUAGCCAAUUGCUGAUUGAUGUGAUUAGUACGGCAGGAUAUUUUUCCUAGCAGGGAUGUAGCAAUGCAAUUCUUUUCGUGCAGGGGCAGUGGUAUAGCUCUGCAGUGGAAGUUACCUUGUGGGACAAGCUCAAUAGUGGUGGAGGAGUGUGUAAAUCGCAACCACUGCAUUGUAAUAUUUUGGCCAAGAAAGUGUAUAUGUGCAUGAAGCAACUUGGCUCGAAAACUGCCCGUGUCAUUUUGUAAAUAGAGAAAAAAAAGGCUCUUUUUUUUAAAGUCAUUCAUUUUGUUGUUUUCUUUUUCUUCUUUUUUUCACCCUUGGACGCAUCAUCUGUAUUUAUAGUGGUCAUACCAGCAUGAGUGUUCUCUUUUUUUCUUUUGUUGACUCAUAUUUUGUUUUGAUAUUUUCCCGUUUGCUAUGUAUAUUUCGCAUUUUGGGUGAUAUAGUGUUUUACCUUUGUUAGCGCCCACCCUCUUUUUCAUGUACAACCAUCGCUCUUUGCAUCGUAAAAAAAAUUAAUAAAUUUGUAUAAAACCUCUA